CAGGCAUCUCCACAAGUGGGAAUCACAGGCAGCACCUAACACGCCGCCACUUGCUUCUUCAGCUGCCUGCACGUCUAGCCCGAUGAGUCGUGCCCCACCAGCAACAUACGACGGCCUGGACAUCCAGUCCUUGGCACAGUCCGGCAAGCUGCCUGCCUUCAGUGACUUGAACCCGUUUGCACACUACGGCCACAACAAAGCGUCGGCAUCGCAACCACAACAUGAAAGUGGCCCGUCCGGCGGGCGGUGGCAGCCUGUCCCGGGCCUGAUCCAUUCCAAAGAAAGCUUGGCACUGCGCCAAGCGAUCGGGUCGAUUUUAAAGCAAGUGCACGAAGAAAUAUCGACAGAGAAGCUCGAAAUUCGUGCUAAUACACCCGAGUACCGCUUGGAAAGCGACGAUUGGAUUGCCCACAAGAACAGCAAAAACGUGCUACCGCCGACGCUGAAAUCGGUGGCGCGAUUGCCCAUGAGCUUGCUGACGAUAGAUCCCCAUGCAUGCGCCGGUCGCAAAGACCCGUCCGAACUCGUCUUUGGCAACUUGAAAAAGCGCGGCGAAACCAACAAAGCAUUCAAACGGCGAUUCUUCGACUUGGAAGACAAAAAGUUAUCGUAUUAUCGCAAAGAGCCGAUGAAGAACGGAUUGAUGCUCGGGAACAACGAAAAGGCAUCGCUGGUCACGGGAGUCAUCAACUUGUACGACGUGUCGGCUGUCCAGCCCCACGGCGACCCAAGCGUUGCAUGGGGCUUUGAGCUUGUCACGACCAACCGUACGUGGGUACUCGCGGCCGACUCGGAAGCCGACUACCAAAGGUGGGUCGAGGCCAUUUGUCACUCGGUGCCAUUCCAUUCGGUCAACAUCAUCUACCGCCGCAUGCUGCAACUUGCCGAAGUGAGCGCGAACGCUGCGAACGAAGUGCGUCUGGUGCUUCUGCCGUCGUACACGGUGGCCGAGACGGUCGAGCACAUCUUUGAAUGCUACAACAACAUGCUGGAUGCCGUGCCCCUCCACCCGUACGACCCCAACGACUAUGCGCUCAAGCUGACUGGGUACCGCGACUACAUGAUCGAUCCGACGCGCCAGGUCAGCGAUUACCAGCAUGUCCGCGAAUGCCUCCUCACUCGCAAGACGGUGUGCUUGACGCUGGUCCACCGAUCCAAAAUUGACGGCCCCGAGCUGCUCAAGGGCCUCAGCCAGUCCCAAGAUCUCUUGUAUAACGAAAAAGUGUGUUUGCUCGCCACCAAGUCGUCCCGAUCAAACUUGAACUUUACCACGUUGGGCGGGGACUGGAAGAAUGACGCCCAGGCCGCGACCAACCAAGACACGUCGGCCAACAACGUUGGCAAGAGCUGCCACUACCACGAACCACUCCGGUUUUGUGUCAACCGUGUGCUCAACAUCCCGCGCUUCACGACCCAUUUGAAGCGUGAUGCGCACGAAGUGGGUGUCGAGGGGCGGCCGUUGCUCUUCACAAACGCUGUGGUUGUCGUCGAGUUGUACAACGGCGGCAAGUUGAUCGAAGAACCCAUUGAAACCACCGAUAUCCGCAUGAAGGCCCAGAUGGACGACGGCUUGAUCGCGGUGUGGUCCGAGCCCAAGUGGUACCGCACCAAAACUCGCCUGAACGAGAUCCCGCGGUCCGCCCGCCUCGUGUUUACGCUCUACGGCGUGCGCAAGAACCAAGGCGGUGCGGUCUCGAACAACACGGACGGGUCCGACCGCGAGCGCAUCCUCACGACCGGCAUCAACGUGUUCGACGUGGAAGGACUCAUCUCCCAAGGCGAGCAAUACGUUCAAAUGAUCGAUAACCUCCACCACUGCCACUACGGCUCGGUGCCGCACAUUGUCGACAAGGACAAGCCCUUGAUUCACAUCUCGCUGUCGUCGUACCACACCGACAUUGCGUUCGACUGGUCGCAAGGCAAUGGGUACGAAGCCACCAAGAAGAAGGCGUACACCCAUCGCAGCCAAACGCUUCAAAAAUCGGGAUGGCUCAAGAAAACGGGCAAAAACUACACGCUGUCGCAGUGGCAGCGCCGGUGGUUUUCGCUCAACCAGACAACCAACUCGUUGUCGUACGGUGAGGACGUCCACACACCGGCAAAGCACACGAUCAACGUCCUCGGGGCGACUGUGUGGGCCACGGACGAGCUCAACUCCAAGUUUACGACGUUCGUCACGUCCAAGAGCACCAAGAAGGAACAACAGACGUGGGUGUUUAAGCUCCGAGCGGAAGGAAGCAGUCGCGAGUUUGUCAUGAGCGCCAGCACCAAGCAGGAACGCGAGGAAUGGAUGACUGCGAUCAAAUUGGUCGCGCGCGGCGAGACCUUUUCCGACGACGAGGACAACCAGACCGAGACAAACAGCAGCAUGGCGAUGAGCUUCCACUCGAUGUCGAGCCAAGACUCGGCGCGGCACUCGAUGCUGCGGUCGUUCACGCUGCCCCAGUCGUCCAUGUUUCUCACGCAGCGCGCGUCGUCCGCGUCGAGCGUGGGUAGCGUCGACAGCAAUAUGCGCGCGGUGGACGAUCUGCGCCACAUCAUCUCGCGCGACCCGCUGUACCGGUUGAGUUCGUACGAGAAGGCCAUCAUGUGGAAGAACCGCCACAUGUUCAAGAACGAUUUUGAUGCGUUGCCGCGGAUCCUGACGUGUGUGAACUGGAACAACUCGACCGAAGUCGACGAAAUCGUGAGCAUGCUGUCGCUGUGGAAUACGGCGAGCCAUCCCGCGGGGUACAUUCGGCUGCUCGACUUGGAGUUUGCAAACGAAGGUGUCCGCGAGUUUGCCGUCCAAAAGUUGAGCGAGAUGGCCGACACAACGUUCAGUUAUUUCUUGCCGCAGCUUGUCCAAGCGCUCAAGUACGAAAACCACCACGUGUCACCGCUGGCCCAACACCUUAUCAAGCGCGCUAUCGAAAACCCCAACCAGAUCGGGUUCGACUUGUUCUGGGCCAUGAAGGUCGAGUCGUACAACGAUCAGUUCAAGGAGCGGUACGGACUCCUCCUCAACACGUAUGUCGACGUGUGCUCGCGCAAGAUGCGAUCGAUCCUCGAGCUCCAGGACAAGUUGUUUUCAGAGAAGGGCGAGUUUGAGCAGAUUUGCCAGCUCGUCAAGCAACUCCACCACGACGGCAAGAGCAAGGACGAGAUGAAGGCGGCCAUGCGCGAACAACUCGCCAAGCUCAACGAAACGUUGCCGUCGUCGUACCAGUUGCCGAUCGAUCCGCGCGUCGAAGUCGGCAAGAUCUUGGUUCACAAGUGCAAGAUUAUGAGUUCGGCCAAGCUGCCGCUCUGGCUCGAGUUUGAAAACGCCGAAGAAGGCGGCGACCCCGUCGUGAUCAUUUUCAAGGCUGGCGACGACGUCCGUCAGGACUGCUUGACGCUCCAGUUGAUCCGUCUCAUGGACGAAAUGUGGCGCGAAGACGGAAAAGACCUCGCGAUGGAGCCGUACAAGUGCGUGUCGACGGGCCCCAUGACCGGUCUCGUUCAAGUUGUUCUGCACUCAGUGACGACUGCCGCCAUCCACAAGCGCGGCGGCGGCGUCAUCGGCGCGUUUGACGACACAAGUUUUGCCAGUUGGAUUGCAGCCAACAACGGCGACCCGCGGAGUUACAGGACGGCGGUGGAUUUGUUUUUGCGGUCGUGCGCUGGGUACUGUGUUGCCACGUACGUGCUGGGCAUUGGCGAUCGCCACAACGACAACAUUAUGAUUACCAAGCAAGGGCGGUAUUUUCACAUUGAUUUCGGCCACUUUUUGGGCUUUAUGAAGUACCAGUACGGGAUCAAGCGCGAGCAAACGCCGUUUGUGUUUACGCCCGAAAUGCGCUACGUUUUCAAACCGACGUCAGCGGAAGGACACGACGAGUUCCCGCGGUUCCAAAUGCUGUGCGGGGAAGCGUUCAACGUCGUGCGAAGACACAUGCACCUGUUGGUGUCGCUGCUGCUGCUCAUGAUCCCCGCGUCCAUGCCAGAGCUGCGCCACCGCGACGACAUUAGUCAUAUCGUGGAAGUGACGGCGCAAAAGUUGACGGACGAAGACGCCGCUGCCUACUUUGCCGAUCUCAUCGUCCAGUGCAUGAGCAACACGAUGAAGCGCAUUGACAACACAUUCCACAUCCUCAAGCAUCGAUAGACCUCCCCCAUUUAUUUCGUAAAGCGUUGUAGUGUCAUGGACCAAGCGUCGAGUGUGGCCAUUCGUGUUAGAUGCCCCACGUUUGGCUGCUGCAAACUGGUCCACACUCGCCAUGCAGCAAGGACGAGUUGUGUCAGAUCCUGACGAGAAUGGAUGCCUUAGUAG
Molecule: messenger RNA, 4294 nt
Organism: Aphanomyces invadans
Lineage: Eukaryota; Oomycota; Saprolegniomycetes; Saprolegniales; Verrucalvaceae
Exons: 4
Coding region: 83-4129 (1348 amino acids)
Biological process (GO): phosphatidylinositol-3-phosphate biosynthetic process; phosphatidylinositol-mediated signaling; cell migration
Cellular component (GO): phosphatidylinositol 3-kinase complex; cytoplasm; plasma membrane
Molecular function (GO): 1-phosphatidylinositol-3-kinase activity; 1-phosphatidylinositol-4-phosphate 3-kinase activity
Source: RefSeq, a predicted model, not a curated record